Eruca vesicaria subsp. sativa (arugula) is the source of this 252-nucleotide messenger RNA. NCBI's taxonomy places the organism in Eukaryota, Viridiplantae, Streptophyta, Magnoliopsida, Brassicales, Brassicaceae. The record is from the annotation of a GenBank genome assembly.
AUGAAUAGGUUUGUUUUCGAAUCUUAUAAGAUCGAAGAGCUGAAACGAAAGGUCGAAGGAGCAGGUGUCCCCGCACCUACACGUGUGGAAGUUAUCAUGUCACUUGUUUGGACAUGCGCCAGAAAUGCCUGGUGCUCUAACUUGGUGUCUCCAAGGUCAACGUUAAUGCUUCAACCAAUGGAUUUGCGCUCUAGGGUUCCCUUCUACGGAUGUUUUCUCCAUCGGAAACCUACAGACAAUGUUCCUUCUUAA